AUGCUCGCUUACAUGCUGCCAGCCGUCUUCCUCCUCGCUCAUGGUGCCCUUGGGCAGCACUACGAGCACCUGCCCCCCGACCACCCUCUCUACCCCCGGAAAUGGGGGAACCAGCCGUCCGACCAAGACGACGACUGCCAAAGUGACGACGACGUCCAAGACCAGCUCGACGUCCAAGGUCUCGACGCCGACGCGGACAACCUCGACCGCCGUCUUGACCACGACCAAGCCCGUGACGACAAAGCCCGCCACAACGUCCAAGACGACACUCAAGACGUCGACGACAACAACAACAACGUCUACUUCGAAGACGCAGGCGACGACCACCUCGAAGCCGAGCACGACAACCACUACGAAACCACCUCCCGAAGUCACGACGCCGGCACCGCCGCCCGUAGGCGGAGGACCUAUCACGCUGACGCCGAGCACGAUCCGUGGGCCGACACGAACAAUCGCCUGGCCCUGAGGCACCUGCACACCUAUCACAAGCCUCUUCAGGAAGUGUCCCAAGUUAACGGCUGGGGAAGAGGGCCGCUAUUUCAUCGUAUGGGAAACACGAACUCGGUUCACAGCUAG
Molecule: messenger RNA, 576 nt
Organism: Verticillium dahliae VdLs.17
Lineage: Eukaryota; Fungi; Ascomycota; Sordariomycetes; Glomerellales; Plectosphaerellaceae
Exons: 2
Coding region: 1-576 (191 amino acids)
Source: RefSeq, a predicted model, not a curated record